AUGGGGAAGAGAAGCAGAACUAGGGUUUCCGAGGAACACAUCGAGAACGAAGAAGAAGCUGAAAUGGAGGAAGAUCGUGAAUUUGUCGACGGAUCUUCUUCCUCAAACGGCAAAAGCUUGUAUGAGAUCCUUGGGGUGGAGAAAACUGCAUCUCAGCCUGAGAUAAAGAAAGCUUACUACAAGUUGGCUUUGCGCCUGCAUCCUGAUAAAAAUCCCGGGGACGAGGAAGCUAAGGAAAAGUUUCAGCAGCUACAAAAGGUUAUAUCUAUUCUUGGUGAUGAGGAGAAACGAGCAGUAUAUGAUCAGACGGGAUGUGUUGAUGAUGCUGAUCUAGCAGGAGAUGUCAUCCAGAACUUGCGCACAUUUUUCCGGGCCAUGUAUAAAAAGGUCACAGAAGCUGAUAUUGAAGAGUUUGAGGCAAACUACAGAGGCUCUGAUUCAGAGAGAAAAGAUUUGAUUGAGCUGUACAGCAAAAUGAAGGGCAACAUGGAGAAGCUUUUCUGCUGCAUGAUUUGCUCUGAUACUAUGCUUGAUUCCCACCGCUUCAAGGAUAUGAUUGAUGAGGCCAUUUCUGAAGGUAAGUUGAAUUCAACUAAAGCGUAUGAGAAAUGGGCCAAGAAAGUGUCCAAAACAAAGCCUCCUACAAGCCCAUUGAGACGCAGAAAGAAAUCACAAAAAAACUCAGAAGACUUGUAUGCAAUAAUAGCUCAAAGGCAAAAUGAGAGGAAAGGAAAGAUUGACACAAUGUUCUCCACUCUUGUUCAAAAAUACGGCGGAUGUGAAUCUGCUCCAGAGCCAAGCGAAGAAGAAUUUGAAGCUGCUCGUAAAAAACUUGAAAGGCAAAGAGCUUCCAAGCGUAAUUAA
Molecule: messenger RNA, 864 nt
Organism: Striga hermonthica
Lineage: Eukaryota; Viridiplantae; Streptophyta; Magnoliopsida; Lamiales; Orobanchaceae
Source: the annotation of a GenBank genome assembly